This is a messenger RNA of Ostertagia ostertagi, 225 nucleotides long. NCBI's taxonomy places the organism in Eukaryota, Metazoa, Nematoda, Chromadorea, Rhabditida, Trichostrongylidae. The record is from the annotation of a GenBank genome assembly.
AUGCCGCUGAGCACAGCCGCCAGCUCGAUGAAGAGCACCAAAUGGGUGGACGAUGGCGAGGAAUCAGAGUGCGAAGCGGUGCCCUUGCCAAUUCAGACAUUUCUAUGGCGUCAAACGAACCCAUUCCUCGGCGCCAAGGUCGGAAAACUUCACGAAGCAUCAUGUGUGGUGAGUGGUGUUUCGCUUCGUCUUUCUACUGUUGGAAUUCCAUUUAUACAUUUUUAG